GGCCGCUUCGGCGGCCACUGAGAAACGUUAUGGCGGGAAUGGCCGACACGGGGACGAGGACGACAGGGAAGACACAACCAACACGCACACACCGACCGGAAUAAGACAUUCAUCUCGUGUCUUGAUGUGUGUGUUGUGUUGCGCUGUCUACCAGUUGCUCACAGGCGCCGACUUCUCCUAUGCCAUCGGUGACGAAGUGAGCCCCCCGCACAGUGCCAUACAUCACGCCACACCAGACCAGACCAGAACGUCACUGACACACGUACUUGCUGUACCUGCGUCCUGUUCCUGCACAAUUCAGAGGUGGCUGGAUUUCAUGAGCAAUGAGUCGGCUUGGCAGGAAUAUCUCGUGACUAGCUUGAAAGCAGGGCGUGAGCGAGAGGACGAUCAGCGCCCUGACGGCCAUGAUGGCCCACGACAAAAAGUCGAGACCCACAGCCAAGGAGGUGAGGGGAUAAAUCCCACACACCACCCCGCCCACCCACCACGACAGAUGCACUAACAUCUCGUAUGCAUGGGUGUGUAUGUGUGUGUGUGUGUGUGUGUCUGUGUCUUACUUAUCCGUGCACGCACUCGUGCAUGCAGCUGCUUAUGGAUGGCCCUCUCUGUCUGUGUGUUGCCCUCCUGCCUCAGAAGUAGAUAUCGCAGCGGUUGGCGGACUCAUCAAGGACAUGCUCCGCCCGUACACCAUUCGGGAUGCGUCGAGCAACCUCCAGGUACCACCACCCCCACUCACUCAUUCACACUCAGGGAGGGAGGGGGAACGUGGAGCGAUUGGACGUGUCUUGUGGUGUCUGUCUUCAGGUCAAGUUUUCCAUCGACUGUCACCAGUGGGCCAGCGACAGAGGAUUCCCUGCCGUGCCGAAGAUCCUCAGCAGAGCGACGGACGAGGUGUGCCACAGCGUGAUAAUGGAGAAACCUUACAUGGAUUUGCGCGCAUUCAUCAAAAAGCGGUAAGACGAGAAGGCAUGUGAUUGUGUUGUCGCCCGACAUUGAUGACUGCGUUUCUCCCUCUGCGUGUGUGUGUCGUCUGUAGCCGAGGGACCCUGCAACUCAGUGAGCCGAUGGCCGUGUGGAUACUGCGCGAGCUCACCGGCCUGCUGAUCAACCUCGACGAGCAGUAAGGAGAAGGAGAACACAGACGCCACCGAGAGUCUCGCCACACACCUGUUUUCCUCUGUUUCAUUCAGCGGCAUCACCCAUGGCUCCCUGACGAUCGACCGCGUCAGCCUCAAGCCGGUGCAGCGUGCUGACGACGUCGAGUGAAUGAUGUGGUGUCGUGUGUGUGGUGUUUGCAGGCAGCAAGGCC
Molecule: messenger RNA, 1309 nt
Organism: Vitrella brassicaformis
Lineage: Eukaryota; Vitrellaceae
Source: the annotation of a GenBank genome assembly